Molecule: messenger RNA, 3738 nt
Organism: Daphnia pulex (common water flea)
Lineage: Eukaryota; Metazoa; Arthropoda; Branchiopoda; Diplostraca; Daphniidae
Exons: 5
Coding region: 800-3661 (953 amino acids)
Biological process (GO): adenylate cyclase-activating adrenergic receptor signaling pathway
Cellular component (GO): membrane
Molecular function (GO): G protein-coupled amine receptor activity
Source: RefSeq, a predicted model, not a curated record
CUGCUGCUGUGCGCGGACUUUUCGUCUCUCUCGCAUCCGUCACGGAGCAGCUAGUGGUGAAAAGUCUCAACCGGGCGGCCGAUGGCAAGUAGUUGGCAGCCAGCAACGCGGACGUGCGCUACUCUAUAUAGACGUGUGGGUUUUUAUUGUCACCAGUAAUAUUAGUAGAGAAUUAGAGAGUUUUAGACAGCCUACCCUACCCACCCUUAUCCCUUUUUCUUCAUAUCAGAUUUGUUGAUUUUCAGCAGCAGAGCGCAGCAAAAGAGAAAUCGCGUUAAUGUGAUUAUAUGCUGCUGAAAUCAUCUCCAGGCUGUUUAUUAUUGCGCCCUAUUAUUUAUUCUUCGCUACGUCGUAGUGACGCUCGACCAUUAAAUUAUUCGAGGCAUUGUUGAUUGUUAAUAACGACUUUGAUUAGUUGCCCAUCAAAAGUGAUCGACAUGUUGUUCUGUGCCCAGUGUUAAAAAGAGGAAAACUCUGAUCGUUCAUCCGAAAGUGGCUAUAAAAAUAAAAGACCCGGCAAUUUAUUCUCGACAGUGUCGUCUAUUUUGCAAAGUUAUUUCUCCGAAAUGGACAAACGCCAGGAAUAACAACAACAUAAACAUGAACCCUAUAUAUAGCCAGCAUCAGUGACCGACUAUCAAGCCAACAGUCAAAUUAGUUUGUUGGUUUUAUUCAGGGAUGACGUCGUCCAAUCGUCGCUCCGGUUACCGUUUCCCUAAUCGUCAUAGAUUAUUUGCUGUUGUUACAACUGCUGGCCGUGUCUUGUGUCCUUUGGAGAGUAGUAUCACUUCUGCCGCUAAUGAACCGACUGCUGCUGUUGCCACCGCCCAGACUGGACCAUCAUCAGAGUCUGACGCCCCGGCGGCUCCGCAUGACGUCCAUGUUGACUGAUGUUGACGACUGCCGUGGCAGGAGGAUGAAGUCGGCUCUAGCGCUGGUGAUGGUGGUGACCUUUAUGGCGACUCUGGUGCUGGACGUCUCUGCUGCUGCCGCUCAGACGGCCACCGACAUCAGGUCCAGCAGCCGAGGAGAAGCGCUUUGGAGCUGGUCAGACUCUGAUGAUGCUGCUGGCCAAGAGUUGUCCGACUCGAUGGAAUUGUCGCCGUCAUCCGAAAACGAGUUUCUACUCCAAUUGAGCUCUGACACUAAUUGGACGUCGUAUCUGAACGAGACGGAAGACGACGACGACGACCAAGUGGAGGAGGACCAAGACGACGAGGUAGAAGACGCCGUCAUUUUCGAUGAGGCCGAUGGCGAUGGCAACGGGACUAACUGGUGGACCAGUCCCGUCUACCCGAGCGGUUACACGCCGCUGGGUCUGGUCAUCGCCUCCAUUUUUGUCACCUUCAUCAUGAUCAUCAUCGUUGGCGGCAACAUUCUGGUCAUCAUCGCCAUCGCCACCGAGCGCUCGCUCAAGGGCAUUCAGAACUGGUUCAUCGGCUCGCUGGCCGUGGCCGACUGUCUGCUGGGCGCCAUCAUCAUGCCCUUCUCUCUGGCCAACGAGAUGAUGGGCUACUGGGUGUUUGGCCAGUGGUGGUGCGACGUCCACUCGGCCGUCGACGUCCUCCUCUGCACGUCCAGCAUCAUGAACCUCUGCCUCAUCAGUUUGGAUCGUUACUGGUCCAUCACUCACGCCAUCGAGUACCUGCGCAAGCGGACGCCCGAGCGCUGUGUCAUCAUGAUCACCACCGUCUGGAUCCUGAGCGGCCUCGUCUCCAUUCCGCCUCUGCUCGGAUGGAAGAAGGAAACGCCCCAGGGAGAAUUCCCCAAAUGCGAGCUGAGCGAAGAUAUCGGCUACGUCCUGUACUCGGCCCUGGGCUCGUUCUACAUCCCCAGUUGCAUCAUGGUGUUUGUGUACAUCCGGAUUUACUACGCGGCCAGGGCCAGGGCGCGCCGGUCCCAGGAGAACAAGAUCAAGCGCAAACUCUCGCAGACCAAGGAGCAACAGCUGGAACAGCAGCAGCAGAGGCGCCUCAGCAAGCAGAAGGCAGAGAUGCAACAACAACAACAACAACAACAGCAAAAGGAAGAAUUGGAGAUGAAGCCAAUCAAAGUGGCCGUGCUGGCCGGCACGGACGCCGUCGGCAAAGAUCAUCAACACUCGACGCAACAGUCGGUCAUGGCUAAUAACAACGGCAACGCCCAGGGUGACAGGAGCCUUCCUGCUCCGGUGGCUCCAUCAUCCCGCGGAUCGCUCACCAACAUCAAACCGCUGCCGGACGGCCAACACCACCAACAGCACAGGACCAUCAGCGAGACGGCCGACAUCAGGAGGCACAGUCUGUCGAUAGGCGACGUCGGAUUGAGGAAUCUGACAACGAAUUGGGGCCCGUCGCUGUCGGUGGACCGGCUGAGCGUCUUUGACGGAUGCCGGACGACUAACAACAAGCCGAGAAACGGGUUCAAGGUCGAUCAAUCCUUCCGCCCGUCUCCCCAGCAAAAGGCGUCGUCCAACGCCCCCUCGGCGGCGCCCAGUCUGACGGCCAUCAACGAAUCCUCAUCCACCGGCGACGAUCAGUGCCAGAAGCAGCUGCAGCAGCCGACGGAUGACAUUCCGGCGGAGGGCGUGGCCCUGCCGCCGGCAGCUCAACGUCCGUCGUCGCUCAAGAACGGCGGCGAUCGAACGACGACGGCGACGCUGGGAACGAGACAUUGCGUCACUUUCGAGUGUCUCACGGUGGAGAGCAGCAGCGUCACUUAUUCGACUGUCAAAUGUUUCAGUGGCGACCACCAGCCGCCGCCGAUCCUCAACAACAAAGUCGAACCGGAACCGACGGCCAUGGCGACCAUUUGCGAGCAGCAGGCGGCGGCCCCGGCCGCUGCUGUUGUCCCGCCGGUACCCAAUAAACGGACGCCGCUGCUGGGCCAGAAGCCGCGGAGUCGGUUCGAAAAAUUGGCCAGGCGGAUCUUGGCCACCGGAUUGGCGGAAGGGAGCGCUCCGGCCGAGACCAGCAAGAUGAACUCGUCGUCGACUUACGAAUGGUCGUCGGCCACCAACGACGACGACCACCACCUGGAAUCUCCGUCGCCCAUCAACGCUUCCGACAACGUCAGCAUGAUGACCGAUCCGGCGCCGCCGACCUCCGGCGGCAAGACUUCCGCUUCCGUUUCGGCCUCCGCCGCCUCGGCCGCCAGCAAUCACAAGACGUUGCGAUCCAGCGGGAGUCACGACCUGAACAACGAGAACGACAUGGCCAGCGACGGGGGACUUGAUCCUUCGUCGUCAGAUUCGGGCACUUUGGCCCGUUGCACCGUCGUCCGUCCCCUCAAGAUCCGCUUCUGCCGGCCCAAUUCCGGCAGCGUUCACAAAAAGUCUUCCAAAGCCAAACGACAGGUGAUCGACACUGGGAGAGUGGUUGUUCGAGAGAAAGACCCGGCCCGUGAGCGGAGGAGGAUCAGCCGUCAGCGGGAGAAAAGAGCGACUCUCAUCCUUGGACUGAUCAUGGGAGCCUUCAUCGCCUGUUGGUUGCCCUUCUUUUUCCUCUACUUGCUGGCUCCUGUCUGCCCGUCGUGCAACAUUCAACCCUGGGGCUUCGCCUUCGCUUUUUGGCUCGGCUACAUCAAUUCGGCCCUCAAUCCCGUCAUUUACACCAUUUUCAACAAAGACUUCCGGCGAGCGUUUCGUCGCAUCCUCUUCCGCUGCACCAUCGCUCACUACUGAGACAUUUCGCUUUUGCAAACUCCAAAGCGAAAAUUGGAGAAAAAUAAAAAUUGGCGCAGUCCGCGAAAAAUAAAAAA